Molecule: messenger RNA, 2957 nt
Organism: Polistes dominula (European paper wasp)
Lineage: Eukaryota; Metazoa; Arthropoda; Insecta; Hymenoptera; Vespidae
Gene: Pi3K59F
Product: phosphatidylinositol 3-kinase 59F
Biological process (GO): phosphatidylinositol-3-phosphate biosynthetic process; autophagosome assembly; phosphatidylinositol-mediated signaling
Cellular component (GO): membrane; peroxisome; phosphatidylinositol 3-kinase complex, class III, type II
Molecular function (GO): 1-phosphatidylinositol-3-kinase activity
Source: RefSeq, a predicted model, not a curated record
GUGUGCAUUACUCGUAUUUACAGAUGUGUAUUUAGUGUGCAAUAAAGUGCAUAUGCAGUGAAAGAGAGAGAGAGAAAGAGAAAGAAAGAGAGAGAGAUGUGUAGUAGAGUUUUACUAAAUUUGUAAAUUCUUAAUACAUUAUAAUUAAUUUAAGAUGGAAGAUAUUAGUGAUAAGUUUUUUUACGUGUACAGUUCAUCUUUAGAUACCAAAAUCCAAAUUAAAAUAGGUACCUUGGAAGGUAAAAGACAACGACCUGAGUAUGAUAAGUUACUUCUGGAUCCGAUGUUAAAAUAUUCCGGUUUAUAUAGUGCAAGUGGUGGUAAAGGUGAUUUAUCAGCUUCUUUAGAAGUAUGGGCUGGUGGUAGACCAUUAGCUUUACCUGUUCACACGGCCUACAAACACUUCACAUCACGUUGGAACUGGAAUCAAUGGGUUACUUUACCAAUAUCAUUCUCCGAUUUGCCACGUGAUGCUCAGCUUUGUAUAAGUAUAUACGAUUGUGCUGGACCUGGUAGACAAAUACCUGUUGGUGGUACGACCAUAUCUUUAUUUGGAAAACAUGGUGUUUUUCGUCAAGGAAUACUCGAUCUUCGAGUUUGGCCUGGCGUAGAAGCUGAUGGAAGUAUUUGUACGAGUACUUCUGGAAAAUCAAGAGAUCAUGGAAAAGAACAAAUGCAACGUCUUGCUAAACUUGCGAAGAAACAUAGGAAUGGACAAAUGAACAAGAUCGAUUGGUUGGAUAGAUUGACGUUUAGAGAGAUUGAAUUAAUAAAUGAAAAAGAGAAAAAGGCGUCAGAGUAUCUUUACUUAAUGAUUGAAUUUCCAGAAGUCACUAUGGAUGGUAUACCGUAUUCUAUUGUGUAUUAUGAAAAAGAUGGAGACGAAGUUGUACAACACAGAUCACAACCGGAUAUUGUUACACUUCCAGAUUAUGAAAUAUUACAAGAAAACCUUGUAGAAGCUAAACAUCAUAAACUAGCUCGCAGUUUACGUAGUGGUGGUAACACGAGAGAAUUAAAACCAACAUCUAGCGUACGAGAUGCAUUAAAUACAAUAUUGGGCUAUCCACCGACAACGACGUUAACUACAGAAGAACAGGAUCUUAUUUGGAAAUACAGAUUUUAUUUGUCAAGUCAAAAGAAAGCAUUAACUAAAUUUGUGAAAUGCGUUAAUUGGAAAGUACCUGGAGAGGAACGUCAAGCAUUAGAAAUGUUAGCUAUUUGGGCACCACCAGAUCCUGAGGAUGCUUUGGAAUUACUCGGACCAGCUUUUACACAUCCAGCUGUAAGAAGAUAUGCUAUCAAACGUCUAAGUCAAGCUCCUGAUGAUGAUUUAAUGUUGUAUCUCUUACAACUAGUACAAGCAUUGAAAUAUGAAGAUUUUGAAAGUAUGAAAAUUACUUUUCAAGCCUUCUUACAUGAUACAGAGAAAGAGAAAUUUGAAAGGGAUAUAAGACCCGGUGAUGCAACGUCGACUCCUAUGACUGCUUCAAUAGAGUCAACAGAAUGUCUAUCAACGUGUCAAGAUACUUUUAUGGAUUUGGCAUCAUUUUUGAUAACUCGUGCUUGUCAAAAUUCUACCCUGGCUAAUUAUUUUUAUUGGUAUCUAUCAAUCGAAGGUGAAGAUCAAAAUGAUCCAGUUAUAACAGCCAAACAAGACACUCGUGUAAAAGAAAUGUAUAUCUCAGUAAUGGAUAUGUUUACCACCAUGUUAGCACAUGGCAAUAUUAUUUGGCAAAAAAGAAAAGAUUUUCUUCUAAGACAAAAAAUGUUCAUCGAUCAAUUGGUAUCUCUUGUAAAAGCUGUAGCAAGAGAGAGUGGCAAUCGUAAGAAGAAAGCUGACAGAUUACGAACUUUAUUAGCUGAACCAGAUCCUGCUUAUAAAAUGCAUUUUUCUAAUUUCGAGCCAAUACCUUUUCCCUUGGAUCCUGAAAUUUGUAUUAAAGGAAUUAUUCCUGAAAAAGCAAGUUUAUUUAAAUCUGCUCUUAUGCCAUCUAAACUUACGUUUUUAACAACCGAAAAUACGGAAUACAUUGCCAUUUUUAAACACGGUGAUGAUUUGAGGCAAGAUCAAUUGAUUCUACAGACAAUAGCCCUUAUGGAUAAAUUAUUAAGGAGAGAAAAUUUAGACUUAAAAUUGACACCAUACAGAGUACUUGCUACAAGUACAAGACAUGGUUUCUUACAAUUUAUCGAAUCCGUAACUGUAGCUGAAGUUCUCGCAAGCGAGGGUUCAAUACUAAGUUUCUUCAGAAAACACCAUCCUUCUGAUACAGGACCUUACGGUGUUGCACCUGAAGUUAUGGAUACAUAUGUUCGAAGUUGUGCUGGUUAUUGCAUAAUUACAUACGUAUUAGGAGUUGGUGAUCGACACUUAGAUAAUUUACUUUUAACGACGUCAGGCAAACUUUUUCAUAUAGAUUUUGGAUAUAUUUUGGGCAGAGAUCCUAAACCUUUACCACCACCAAUGAAACUUAGUAAGGAAAUGGUUGAAGCUAUGGGUGGUGUAACAUCUGAACACUAUCAUGAAUUUAGAAAGCAAUGUUACACAGCAUUCCUCCAUUUGCGCAGACAUGCUAAUUUAAUAUUAAAUUUGUUUUCAUUAAUGGUUGAUGCUAGUGUACCAGAUAUAGCUUUAGAACCGGAUAAAGCAGUAAAAAAAGUUCAAGACAAAUUACGAUUGGAUUUGAGUGACGAAGAAGCAGUUCAUUAUGUUCAAAAUCUCUUAGAUUUGUCUGUUACAGCAGUAAUGGCCGCGUUAGUGGAACAAUUACAUAAAUUUGCUCAAUAUUGGCGAAAAUAAAAUGAAUGAAAAGAUAAAAAUCAUUUUGAAUAAGAUUAUAAAGACUGUAUCCCUUUAUAAAAAUUUGCAAAUAUUAAUCUGUUGUACAUAAAUGACCGUAUGUCUAUAAACAAUAUAAUUUAUUGUAUUUUGGGAUUAUUUUAAGUAAUAAAGA